AUGGAAAAUACAGAGACCGAGACCGGUGAGAGUACGACGGUGAUGGAUGCGGAAUUUAAUACGACCUCUGGGACCACUGAUGUGGCUGACGUUGCUACAACGGAUGAGACUACGACAUCUGAGCCUUGGAGUACAACCACCGAGGACGUGACGACGGCCACCUCCAUGUCUAUUGAUGCUAGUACAACGGAGUAUUCUGGACAGCCCACCACAUACGUUGAACCAACAACGGAUUUUACGAAUGCCGCGUCCACCACUGAUUCUCGACAGUAUUCUGGGGGAUCCACUUCGCUUGACACGACAACUGAAGGUUUGGAGACUACGGGUUCGACGUCAGCUCUCCCAUCGACAGGAGCAACCUUAACACUGGAGACAACGGUAAAAUCAACGAGAAACCCCUCUCAAGGGGCACCGAAGCCAUCGCCGCAGAUGCAGACAACGACGAUGGACAUCUCCGAGUCGACGGCCACGCCAACUUCAGCUACUUCUGAUGAUAGCACCUCUACCGCAGUUCCCACUAAGAUCGCUAAUGCGCAAUCUACAGCACCUACCACGAUACCUACGACAGGCCGAACAAGUUCAACGGCAGGCACGGAGGCAAAGCCUUCGUUCGACAACGACGUCAACCAGUUCAUCAGCUACUACACCGGCGAUCCAAGUGUCAAGUACCAUCCGAACAGCCGGCACUUCGUCUGCAACCCCGCCCAGCUCCAGCAUUUUUCC
Messenger RNA from Mesorhabditis spiculigera, 723 nucleotides. NCBI's taxonomy places the organism in Eukaryota, Metazoa, Nematoda, Chromadorea, Rhabditida, Rhabditidae. The record is from the annotation of a GenBank genome assembly.